AAUGCUUCUGACAACCUUUCUCCAUCACAACCAUGCCCCUCUUGGGGUGCCCUGAUCUGUCCUAUGAUGUAGAAUCCAUAUAUUCCCCAUAGAUGCCGACCUUUUUCUCGUAGCUAGGUAGCAAAUGAGAUCUCUGGAGCCGUGACGGCCCUACUCCGCUAUGCACCGUUCUGUCCACUCCUUAGCAAAGUCUGAAAAGGGGAAAGCAACCUUGUGGACUCCUCAACGAAUAUUUCCAUUUCAAAGCUUAAGCCUGCUUCUUCCUACAUACGUAUAUAAGCCCAUCUCCUGCCAGACUUUUCCUUUUUCCCUUGCUACUUCUGUCAACUUUUCACAUCUGUGAUUUCAUCAGUUUUGUAGAUCAUAACCUACGACAAACUCUCAAGAUGAAAAGCAUCACCUUCCUGGCCGGCAUCCUGCUGGUCUCCGUCGGCCCCUCCCUCAUCAACGCCGAUACCAUCUUGGGUCCGCGUCCGACAACCACAGCCGUGGCCGAGGAUUCCUCUCUCGCGAAUAUCCCCCCCAUGGUCAUCCUCGAGAUUAUCAAAAAGAGGAAGGGAAAGGGGAACAAAACUACGACCGCCGAGGUUAGGGAGACGACUAACCCUGCAAAACGGCCUCCCUCUUUACCUAUUAUCAUCGAAACUCAUUACGAGGUGAUUAAGCCAAAGACACCCAAGACCGCUGCUCUCGAAGCAUAUUCUCCUCAACCCACGGCCCCGCUUCAGGCGCGUAAGCAGCGAAGCGACGAGGCGGAUGAGAAGACUGGGUUCUCCUUCCUCUGCACGCACAACAAGUGCCCCAAGGAGAUGGAGGUCCCCCGUACCCUUGAACCCAGACAGCAACAGGAAGCAGACGACGUCGAGCCCUCCGCUGAUGACGAGGACGCCGACUCCUACAGAGACUGCCCCAAGAGGCGUUCGCGCAAGGCCAAGCUGUCGAGUAUGGCGGCUACCAAGACCCUCGAGCCCAGACAGCUGGUCGUAGAGACUGCCGCCGCCGGGCCCUCUGCCGGCGAGGACGCCGAUUCCUACCUCUGCACACACGAAGACUGCCCUCAUAAGCUUGCGCGCCUGGUGAAGCCGUGGGCCACGAAGACCCUCGAUCCCAGACAGCCGGUUGUGCCGACUAGCACUGCCGUGCCCUUUGCGGACGAAAAGGAGGGGGCGGAGGAGAUGGAUGAUGAGUACUACGCCAUGCCGCCUCCUCGUACCCGUCGCUUGCGUUGCAAGGGAAGACACAGCAGAACCGCUUCCAGCACGGCGACUCCUACUUCUUCCACCACUUCGUCGACCACCUCGUCUGCCAUCUCGUCCAGCACCGGCACCGUCACCGUCACCGUGACGCCGACUGUCACUUCCAGCUCGAGCUCUCCCUCUACCACCACCAGUACCUCCUCCUCCACCUCCUCCUCCACUUCCACCACCGCACCCGAUGGCGCUGUCACGCGCACCACUACCGUCACCGUGACCGCAGACCCGACCUACACCCCUACUUACCUCCUGAAGCCGUACCCGACGACCUUCCGUAAGGUCCGAGCUUAAACGCGGUUCUGCUGGAAUGUCUAUGAUGGGUGUUUGUUUGUUUCCUGGGUGUAAUGAAGCUUAGGUUAAUGAAGAAAGUUAUGGUGUAUUCGGGGUUUGUUUGCCAGCUUUUCAGCUGGAGCAGUCUAUUCGGCCUUAAGUACGCUUAGUGAGAUAGGCCAGAGUGAAUUCAAUUAUCGUUCAGUCAUACCGGAUG
Molecule: messenger RNA, 1740 nt
Organism: Colletotrichum acutatum
Lineage: Eukaryota; Fungi; Ascomycota; Sordariomycetes; Glomerellales; Glomerellaceae
Exons: 1
Coding region: 387-1544 (385 amino acids)
Source: RefSeq, a predicted model, not a curated record